UGCCUUUUUCAUUCGUCUCUUGAAUUCUGAACUCAACGGUUCGCCUCCGCUCUACAAAAAAACGGCAAAAAGCGCAGCAACAGCAGUGCGAAAUCAUUAACCAAGUGCAAAAAAAAAUAAAAUAAAAAUAAUAAGAACCAGAACCACUAAACUGGGAUUAAGCCAAGAAGAGUGAUAAGCCAGAGUGCAAAAAAACAAACGCAAAAGAUAGUGCAGUUGAAAGUGCAGCAAAAACAGAGAAAAAGCAAAAAAAGCCACAAAAUGGAUAUGGAUACCCUUUUACCAUCGCCGCCAGCAACGCCCCCGCUCCGGGAUAACAAGUUGGAAAAUGUGGCCAAGGACGAGCAACAGGUGAACCAGAACCUGCUGAAGGCCAAACUCAAGUUGGUGGCCCAGAAGAACCAAAAGAAUGGCGGCAUCAUUACACCCAAUCCCUCGGACACGGAGGAUGAGGAGGUGCCCAGCAAGAAAAUGCGCCUGGAACAGCCGGCCACGACCAUGACACCGCCACCGGAUCAGAAAGCUGAGGAGGAUCAAAGCAAAACCCCGGAGAGGGUCAGUGUCAUCAUGCGAGUGAACAGCUCAGGAGCCGUGUGCUCCAGCAACAACCAAGACGAAAACAGCUCCUCCAGCACUAGUUCCAGCUCCAGCGAGAGCACCUGCUGCAGUUCCUCCACAAAUGCCACCGCAAGUACAACCACAGUCGCUCCCGCCGUGGAGGAUGACUACCCCGAGGCCAAUGUCUGGCGCAAUCUCAAGUUCAAGAUGAACAGGAAGCGGGCUGCGGAAGUGGCGUUACCAGUACCAGUACAAAAACCCGAGGAGAUCCCGGCUCCCACGCCAGCACCGGCGGAAAAGUCCGAGCCCGAGGAAGAGGAAGUCAAGCCAAUUCUGCCUCCCAUCUACGUGGCUCCCGUCGCCAGUCCCGCCAGCCAACUCCUCCUGCUCAGCACAGUGGCCGCCCAGCAAGCCCCCACGCCCAUACCAGUUGCAAGCGCCGAGGAGAAGCAGGCACCCAGGAUCACCGCUGCCCAGGCGGCGGCCACCAGGAGUCGCAUCUACGAGUGCAGUUUCCCCGACUGCGGCAAGAACUACUUCAAGAGCAGCCACCUGAAAGCCCACCAAAGAGUGCACACCGGCGAGCGGCCCUUCAUCUGCAAGUGGGAGAACUGCGACAAGCGAUUCUCCAGGUCCGACGAGCUAUCCCGCCACAAGCGAACCCAUACCGGCGAGAAGAAGUUCCAGUGCGGCGUCUGCCAGAAGAAGUUCAUGCGUAGCGAUCACCUGUCCAAGCACGUCAAGCGCCACAACAAGGACAAGGCCAAUGGGGUGAACCGUCACGUUUCCCUGACCAGCAGUUCCUCCGCCAUAGCCACCUCCCUCUGCGACGCUACGCUCCACUUGCGGGCGAUAGCCCCAGCAUCCACCAGCAUCAGUGUCACCUCCUCGCCCAUGUCCUCUGCCGCCGCCAGCCUGCAGCAGGUGUACAGCGCCCAGGAUCUGCUUAGACUACAGCAGCAAGCCAGUAGUUUUGGCUUCGGCGGCACUCUGCUGCAGGUGCAGCGAUGAGAAGAUGUCCAGGAGAGAACAUCUAAAGGAGGAGCAGCUGCCCCCCAGAACCAAUCUCAGCCCGACAGUAUCGCCAGCUAAGCGGAGAGAAAACCCAGCACCAAAAUCAGAACCAGAGUUAAGAUUAAGAAAUCCUAUCAUUAAGUAGGUGAUGAGUAGUAGGAUGUGGGACUUCAUUCUCCAUCGUCCAACAAGAAUUUUAUUGCUGAUUUUAGUCUCGAGUUUUUCGCGCUGUGUAGCUGGUGUAGACAUUAAGUAGCUUAGUUAAGAGCUAGAUCUUGUCAUCGUUUUUUCGUGCAUAUAUCAACUUUAAAUUCAAUAGGCCUCGCACCCACCCACUCGCACCCUAGACUGGGGGGCUGGGGCCAACUAUAUUUUCUUUCCAAGGGCACCGAGCACAUCCUAGCUUAGCGAUCUUCUUCAGAUUUAGAUUCAGACUCUGACUAUACCUAGUGCUUGUAAAUAGAUAAUACUAGCGACGCGUUCGGCGUUCAAAAUCUGUGAUAUUUAAGUUUUCUUAACUAUUUUCUAUUGUACCAUAGUUAUUGCUCGUAAUUCUCUAAAUAUUAAACACACAAAACAAUUGUAUUUAUUGCUACAAGUGAAGAAAAGAGAAAAAAAUCAAGAAUUGAAAAAAUAUUGGAUCCCUGCAGAUUCAAAUCUCAACAAAAGAAAAUAUACAUAUUUUCCAAAAUAA
Messenger RNA from Drosophila bipectinata, 2266 nucleotides. RefSeq names its product Kruppel like transcription factor cabut (gene cbt). Lineage: Eukaryota; Metazoa; Arthropoda; Insecta; Diptera; Drosophilidae. Gene Ontology annotation, molecular function: RNA polymerase II cis-regulatory region sequence-specific DNA binding; DNA-binding transcription factor activity, RNA polymerase II-specific. Gene Ontology annotation, biological process: regulation of transcription by RNA polymerase II. The record is from RefSeq and is a predicted model, not a curated record.